GACCGAGUCUGUAGUACAGUCUGUGUACACUUGUGCCACUCCUCCCCCCUUCGUCUUCUUCGCUCCCUCCCCCGCAAUUUGCACAUUAAAAAUUCAAUCUUUUUCUUCACCAUUCUUAACUUUAGACGAUAAAUUUAAACUACAGGACAAAAUAUUGAGAUCGUGUGCAUGUCAAUUGAUUGUUCGACGGCCAAAUUCUACGGCGGAGAGAGAGAAAUUGAGUUUUGGAAUCCCUUACAAUGGCCGCAAUUUCGGAAAAAACGACGCCUUUGAUGGCUUCUGCGGAUGAUCCUGAUGGUAAACCUAUGGCGGAAGUGAUCAAUUCUGAACUUGAUCAUUCAACAUUGUCUACCAAAGGCACCCAUAUUAUGUCAAAAGCUUGGACCACCCACCCUCUGGACCCUCUAUCUGCAGCUGAAAUCUCAGUUGCAGUAGCAACUGUGAGGGCAGCCGGUAAAACACCCGAGGUUAGAGACGGAAUGCGGUUUAUUGAAGUGGCUUUGGUUGAACCAGAAAAACACAUUGUUGCAUUAGCUGAUGCUUAUUUCUUCCCUCCUUUCCUUCCAUCAUUAAUUCCAAGAACGAAACGUGGACCUUUAAUUCCUAGUAAGCUGCCUUCAAGAAGGGCUAGACUCAUUGUGUACAACAAAAAAACAAACGAGACAGGUGUAUGGAUUGUAGAGCUGUCAGGAGUACAUGCAGUGACUCGAGGCGGUCAUCAUAGGGGAAAAGUUGUCUCAUCAAAUGUUAUCCCGGAGGUGCAACCUGCAAUGGAUGCUGCAGAGUAUGCAGAAUGCGAAGCUGUAGUGAAAGACUAUCCUCCUUUCAUUGAAGCAAUGAGGAAGAGGGGAGUUGAGAAUAUGGAUCUAGUGAUGGUAGAUCCUUGGUGUGUUGGAUAUCACAGUGAAGCAGAUUUACCAAGUAGGAGACUUGCGAAACCACUUAUAUUUUGUAGAACGGAGAGUGAAUGCCCGAUGGAGAAUGGCUAUGCACGACCUGUUGAGGGCAUUCAUGUUCUUGUUGAUUUGCAAAACAUGGUAAUUCUUGAGUUUGAGGAUCGCAAAUUUGUCCCCCUCCCAUCUGCAGAUCCUUUGAGAAACUACACGUCGGGUGAGACUAGAGGUGGAAAUGAUCGUAGUGACGUGAAGCCCCUCCAUAUACUUCAGCCCGAAGGCCCAAGCUUUCGUGUUGAUGGGUACUUUGUUCGGUGGCAGAAGUGGAAUUUCCGUGUAGGUUUUACUCCUAGAGAAGGCUUGGUUUUAUAUUCUGUGGCAUAUUUAGAUGGUAGUCGAGGUCGGAGGUCUGUAGCUCAUAGACUGAGUUUUGUUGAGAUGGUUGUCCCGUAUGGGGACCCACACGAGCCACAUUACAGAAAAAAUGCAUUUGAUGCUGGUGAAGAUGGCCUUGGAAAAAAUGCUCAUUCUCUUAAGAAGGGAUGCGAUUGCCUAGGCUUUAUUAAAUACUUUGAUGCUCACUUCACAACUUUCACUGGGGAGGUAGAGACAAUCGAAAAUUGUGUUUGUCUACAUGAAGAAGAUCAUGGGAUUUUAUGGAAGCAUCAAGAUUGGAGAACUGGUUUAGCAGAAGUUAGGAGAUCCAGAAGGCUCACUGUUUCUUUUAUUUGUACAGUUGCUAAUUAUGAGUAUGGGUUCUAUUGGCACUUUUAUCAGGAUGGAAAAAUCGAAGCAGAAGUUAAACUCACCGGAAUUCUCAGCUUAGGUGCCAUUUCACCAGGAGAGUCCCGAAAGUAUGGUACAGUUAUUGCCCCUGGAUUGUAUGCACCUGUCCACCAACACUUCUUUGUCGCUCGUAUGGACAUGGCAGUUGAUUGCAAGCCUGGGGAGGCACUUAAUCAGGUUGUUGAGGUGAAUGUCAAAGUUGAAGAUCCAGGUCAGCAUAAUGUCCAUGAUAAUGCUUUCUAUGCUGAGGAGAGUAUUCUGAGAUCUGAAUUAGAAGCAAUGCGUGAUUGCAAUCCUUUAUCUGCUCGGCAUUGGAUUGUGAGAAAUACUAGGACUGUUAAUAGAACAGGAGAGCUGACAGGAUACAAGCUGGUACCUGGUUCGAAUUGUUUGCCCCUGGCUGGUUCCGAUGCUAAAUUUUUGAGAAGAGCUGCUUUCUUGAAGCAUAAUCUUUGGGUUACAGAAUAUGCUUCUGAUGAAAUGUUUCCUGGAGGAGAGUUUCCAAAUCAGAAUCCACGAGUUGGUGAAGGAUUGGCCACUUGGGUUAAGAAGAACCGGUCUCUGUCUGAAAGUGACGUAGUGCUUUGGUACGUUUUUGGACUCACGCAUGUCCCUCGCUCAGAAGACUGGCCUGUAAUGCCAGUGGAGCACAUAGGUUUUAUGCUUAUGCCUCAUGGAUUCUUCAACUGUUCUCCCGCCGUAGACGUUCCUCCCAGUUCUUGUGAACCAGCAGGCAAGCCAAAUGAUGUCAAAGAUUAUGGUGUGACAAAACCGAGUUCUCCCGGAUUUAUGGCCAAGUUGUGAUGAUGCACUUGGCUUGCUGUUAAAGUGUUAAUGUUGAUGUAUAUAUAUGGUUGGUUCAAAUGUUAUUUGUGGAUAAAAUCAGCUAUACCAGUAGUUUUUGCUCAUUGUUCCAGGGAAUGUUUGUCACAUGAACAAAUAGAUGUUGUAGUAAUCGGUAAAUAUUCUUAAUCUAUCUUAUCUAUGUGACUUAUCUCCUCCAAA
This is a messenger RNA of Spinacia oleracea (spinach), 2684 nucleotides long. RefSeq names its product amine oxidase [copper-containing] zeta, peroxisomal. Bases 240 to 2483 code for a protein of 747 amino acids. The record is from RefSeq and is a predicted model, not a curated record. The transcript is spliced from 12 exons. Gene Ontology annotation, biological process: amine metabolic process. NCBI's taxonomy places the organism in Eukaryota, Viridiplantae, Streptophyta, Magnoliopsida, Caryophyllales, Amaranthaceae. Gene Ontology annotation, molecular function: quinone binding; copper ion binding; primary methylamine oxidase activity.